AUGCCUUCUUCAACAAGGCCGCUUUCGCCUGAAUUUCAGUCUCCGGUAUCCAAGAAGCGACGUGUGUCUUGGGAGGAUGAUUCCAUAUUUGCAUAUCCUAUUCUUCCGGACGACUGCGUCAACAAAGAACAUGGUGCUGUUCAACCAGUGGGCUCAGUGGAAGAGCUACGACACAUGCACCUUGUGCGCACCACGGACUCCGUCGAGUGGGGCGAUGCAUCAGUUGCAGCGAAGCGUGCCUUGAUUGAACCCAAAGUGACCAGCUCCAACAAAGAAUUACUACGGACUUACCACCCGUCUCUGAGCUGUCUUCCCACAGUAUACCUCGCAGAAGAGAGUAAAGACAAGUGGAUCUGGGUGAUAUCACCAGACCCUGAUACAGCCGAGUCCAUCAGCACCCAUGCCGGCGAUCUUGAGAUCCACCUGGCACCAGGUGGAUUGAUAGAACAGACCACGACGAAAUGGCCGAAGUUACAACCGGACCCUAUUAUUGGCACACUAACACCACGGAAGUUUUUUUCUCGGGGCCAUCUUCAACGGUUACGAGAGAUGUUCCCGACAUCGAUCGGUGCAAGAGUUUUUAUAAGUGGUUAUAUUGUGAUUCUUUUCAAGAGCCGCACUGAUGUCGAGGAAUCUUGGCUGCAUGAUGGACUGGCAGAUACAUUUGGUGCCCUAAGACUCAGAUAUGACAUACUUGAGGACAGCCCGACACAGAAAGCUAUUGCAAGAGGCGCAGCAAUUGCUGCUAAACCGGACUGUGUGGAGGCAUAUACUGCGCUAGGGCUGAAGCUCCGUUUUCCAGAGGGCCAAGAGGCGAUAACGGUGCCGACGCAUGCAUUUGUCGGCCUUCGUGGAAUCCGUACAUCUGCUCUCCGCCGAAUUGCCGACUUAUAUUAUCUUUUCAAGCAAAAGUUGGCGCGAUAUUCACCUAUCCAAAGAGGAUUGUCUUUACCAGCAAUUGGAUCCGCUUGGCGCCAGCCAAUAGGCAACUCGCCUCUUGGCAAGCAAGUUUUUCUCGCCGGUGGAUCAGAAGAGGCGCGUACCAACGAUAAGUGUGCGCCGCCCCCCCCGGUCGACCGGAGCAUGAUCGCCGCCCCGCCCGCACAGAUCGACGAGAUGAUCACCGCGACAGCCGUCGCGAUAACCGUCAAGUCGACCGUGCCGGCCGAGGUGACCGGUUCAAUCGCCUUCAUUGGGACUCCGCCAGACAGGCCGAUAAAAAGCAGCGCUAAAGAGGGAACGACUAUCAGCGUAAAUACCCAGUCGAAUACAGCGACAACGAAUCAAAGGUAUCCUCAGGUAGCCAGGACAAGGACGAGUCCGAAUCCUCCGACGCUUCGUCGCCAAUGGGUUGGCGGGAGCACCUUCACCCAGUAA
Messenger RNA from Penicillium macrosclerotiorum, 1377 nucleotides. RefSeq lists its product as uncharacterized. The record is from RefSeq and is a predicted model, not a curated record. Lineage: Eukaryota; Fungi; Ascomycota; Eurotiomycetes; Eurotiales; Aspergillaceae. The transcript has 3 exons. Bases 1 to 1377 code for a protein of 458 amino acids.